Messenger RNA from Balearica regulorum gibbericeps (East African grey crowned-crane), 3228 nucleotides. NCBI's taxonomy places the organism in Eukaryota, Metazoa, Chordata, Aves, Gruiformes, Gruidae. The record is from RefSeq and is a predicted model, not a curated record.
AUGGAGCAGAUGGACUGCAAACCCUAUCAGCCACUGUCAAAAGUUAAACAUGAAGUAGAUCUAACUUACACAAGUUCUUCAGAUGAAAGUGAAGAUGGGGGAAAGCAAAGACAAUCUUAUGACUCAAGAGAAACUCUGAAUGACUAUAGUCAAGAGCUAAGACUUAAUUAUAACAGUCAUAGCAGAAAAAGAAAAACCAUUGAACAGUCCACGCAAGACAUGGAAUUCUGUGAGACUCCCCAUAUUCUGUGCUCUGGCUACCAAACAGAUUUACACGGUGUAGCUGAGCACAGUUACCCGCUAGAGGUGGGCUCAGACGUGGAUACUGAGACAGAAGGUGGUGCCUCCCCGGAUCAUGCCCUGAGGAUGUGGAUGAGGGGGAUGAAAUCGGAACACAGCUCCUGUUUGUCAAGCCGGGCAAACUCAGCAUUGUCCCUCACUGACACUGACCAUGAAAGGAAGUCUGAUGGGGAGAAUGAUAUGCCAGGUAGCCCACACAACCAAUUCACCUUCAGACCCCUCCCGCCUCCACCUCCACCACCGCAUGCGUGCACCUGCACCAGAAAACCACCUCCAACAGCCGAUUCUCUCCAGAGAAGAUCAAUGACCACCCGCAGCCAGCCCAGUCCUGCUGCCCCGACUCCCCCCACCAGUACGCAAGAUUCGGUGCAUCUCCAUAACAGCUGGGUCUUGAACAGCAACAUACCGCUGGAAACCAGGCAUUUCCUAUUUAAACACGGAUCUGGGUCUUCAGCUAUCUUCAGCGCAGCCAGUCAGAACUAUCCUUUAACAUCCAAUACUGUUUACUCUCCACCUCCUAGGCCUCUUCCUAGAAGUACCUUUUCCAGACCUGCCUUCACUUUUAACAAACCUUACAGGUGUUGCAACUGGAAGUGCACCGCUCUGAGUGCUACUGCUAUUACAGUCACCCUGGCGUUGUUGCUAGCCUAUGUUAUCGCAGUACACUUGUUUGGUUUAACCUGGCAACUACAGCCUGUUGAAGGGCAGCUCUAUGAAAAUGGAGUUAGCAAAGGAAAUAAAGGAACAGAAUCCAUGGAUACUACUUACUCGCCAAUCGGAGGAAAAGUUUCUGAUAAAACAGAAAAAAAAGUGCUUCAGAAGGGACGGGCCAUAGACACAGGAGAAGUUGAGAUCGGAGCACAGGUUAUGCAGACGAUCCCCCCUGGUUUAUUCUGGCGCUUUCAGAUUACUAUACAUCACCCCAUGUACCUGAAAUUUAACAUUUCGCUGGCGAAGGAUUCUCUGCUGGGAAUUUAUGGCAGAAGAAACAUUCCACCUACUCACACUCAGUUUGAUUUUGUAAAACUGAUGGAUGGAAAACAGUUAAUUAAACAGGAACCAAAAAACUCAGAGGAGCCUCAGCAAGCUCCCAGGAACCUGAUCUUAACUUCACUGCAAGAGACAGGUUUCAUUGAGUAUAUGGAUCAAGGAGCUUGGCAUAUGGCAUUCUACAAUGAUGGAAAGAAGGUGGAGCAAGUGUUUGUACUAACUACAGCGAUUGAAAUCCUGGAUGACUGCUCUACUAAUUGCAAUGGGAAUGGAGAAUGUAUCUCGGGGCACUGCCACUGUUUCCCAGGAUUCCUCGGUCCUGAUUGUGCAAAAGAUUCCUGUCCAGUGCUGUGCAGCGGAAAUGGAGAAUAUGAGAAAGGUCACUGUGUGUGUCGAAAUGGGUGGAAAGGACCAGAGUGUGAUGUUCCAGAAGAACAGUGUAUUGAUCCGACCUGCUUUGGCCAUGGCACUUGUAUCAUGGGCGUCUGCAUCUGUGUCCCUGGCUACAAAGGAGAGAUUUGCGAGGAAGAGGACUGCUUGGAUCCGAUGUGCUCUGGCCACGGUGUGUGCGUUCAAGGGGAGUGUCACUGCUCCACGGGCUGGGGCGGCGUGAACUGUGAGACGUCGCUUCCCGUGUGCCAGGAGCAGUGCUCGGGGCAUGGGACUUUCCUCCUGGACACGGGACUCUGCAGCUGUGAACCGCAGUGGACGGGUUCAGACUGUUCCACAGAGCUGUGUACCCUGGACUGUGGCAGCCACGGUGUCUGUUCGAGAGGGAUAUGCCAGUGUGAAGAAGGCUGGGUGGGACCGACCUGUGAAGAACGUACCUGCCACUCUCACUGCGCUGAACACGGCCAGUGCAAGGACGGGAAGUGUGAGUGCAGCCCUGGAUGGGAAGGGGACCACUGCACCAUUGAUGGCUGCCCAGGUCUCUGUUACGGAAAUGGGAGGUGCACUCUUGAUCAGAAUGGGUGGCACUGUGUUUGUCAAGUGGGCUGGAGUGGCUCGGGCUGUAACGUUGUCAUGGAAAUGGUGUGUGGAGAUAACCUGGACAAUGAUGGAGAUGGCUUGACAGACUGUGUAGACCCUGACUGUUGUCAGCAAAGCAAUUGUUACGCAAGUCCUCUCUGCCAGGGUUCGCCUGAUCCCCUUGACCUCAUUCAGCACAGCCAACCGCCUUUCUCUCAGCAUCCUCCCAGGCUCUUUUAUGAUCGAAUCAGAUUCCUUAUUGGGAAGGAAAGCACUCAUGUCAUCCCAGGAGAUGUCUCGUUUGAGAGCAGACGGGCAUGUGUCAUUCGAGGCCAGGUGGUAGCAAUAGAUGGAACGCCUUUGGUUGGAGUGAACGUCAGUUUUCUGCACCACAAUGAGUAUGGGUACACCAUCAGUCGACAAGAUGGAAGUUUUGACCUUGUGGCUGUUGGAGGCAUCUCUGUCACUCUAGUUUUUGACAGAUCUCCUUUCAUAUCUGAAAAAAGGACACUUUGGUUGCCGUGGAAUAGAUUUAUCAUCGUAGACAAAGUUGUAAUGCAAAGAACAGAGUCGGAUGCACUAUCUUGUGACAUCAGUAGUUUUAUCAGCCCAAAUCCGAUUGUACUCCCUUCACCCUUGACAGCGUUUGGAGGGUCCUGUCCCGAAAGAGGAACUGUUAUUCCAGAGCUUCAGGUGGUCCAAGAGGAAAUCCCAAUUCCUUCAAGUUUUGUGAAGCUGAGUUAUCUCAGCAGUCGAACGCCAGGCUAUAAAACUUUGCUGCGCAUUAUUUUGACACAUACAACCAUUCCUUCUGGAAUGACAAAAGUCCAUCUGAUAGUUGCUGUUGAAGGACGUCUGCUUCAGAAAUGGUUUCCUGCUGCAGCCAAUUUGGUAUACACGUUUGCCUGGAACAAGACAGAUAUAUAUGGACAGAAGGUUUCUGGUCUGGCCGAGGCUAUGGGUAUGUAG